CAGCUGAUGCAACUAAGUCCUCCGCGAUAAAAGCUCGCCCGCUCACAUCAGCAGUAAUGCCGUCUUGACGCCGCUCAAAUAAUAUAUGGAGAAAACUUUAAGCAAACGUCCGGACGAGCUACCGGAAUUGUACAAACGGGAAUCACUAUGGUCGAUACCGCGGCACUUCUAUUUGGAAAACAGGUGCCCGUCUUGGGAGAGGAAGAAAGUGUCACGGACAUUAUAGGAACAUACUUUUUCAGGCUCGCAUCCCUGCGUCAAGAAGAAGAAAAAGACACUUUGCUCCGACGGGGAAGCGUAGACAGUGGCGACGAGACCGACAGCACUUUACAUUUUACCAACAUGGAUGCUGGUUUGGAGCACGAGGAGCAAGUCCUUCAACAAGAUUUGACGCGGCGCAUCGAGCUCUGCCUGACCGAGGCCAAGGUUUCGGUGCUCCAGUGCAAGAUGCUGCUUCUCCCACGCCAGAUGACCACCAGGGUCGGUCGCGAUGUGCUUCGCUCUUCCACAGAUGAGCCGUGCGGGCUGCGGGGUGCUUCCAUCAGGGUCUACGUGGAGACCAAGAAUGGCCUCAAGUCUUUGGGGUGUGUUUUCCCGGACUCAAGUGUCACCCCGACAUUUGAACUGUCUGUCGUGUUUAAGGCGGACAUGAAUGACCGCUGGCCGCCACUCAAGCACAUCUUUAAGAGCAGUAAAGUGUUAAAGCUUAGACCAGAGUACAAGCUGGUAAAGAGGAAGCUCUACUCUUCUGCCAGCCCCGUGAUCCAUGAGUUUAACACUCACAUGAGGAGUUGAACAUGUUCAUUUGUUUAAGCAAAGGGUCAAACUGUUAAUUGUUGUCUGCUAACUUGAUUGUUAAUUUGCACAGAUUGUUGAACGUUCCAAGUAUACACUGGAUGCACCCCCUCUGGAAGGGGCAGGGCUCAUUUCUUACGUGUGCUGCCUUUGUAUUUUUGAUAAUAAAACAAUUUGUUCACAA
Molecule: messenger RNA, 979 nt
Organism: Syngnathus acus (greater pipefish)
Lineage: Eukaryota; Metazoa; Chordata; Actinopteri; Syngnathiformes; Syngnathidae
Exons: 2
Coding region: 148-795 (215 amino acids)
Biological process (GO): negative regulation of signal transduction
Cellular component (GO): cytoplasm
Source: RefSeq, a predicted model, not a curated record